Molecule: messenger RNA, 884 nt
Organism: Dicrocoelium dendriticum
Lineage: Eukaryota; Metazoa; Platyhelminthes; Trematoda; Plagiorchiida; Dicrocoeliidae
Source: the annotation of a GenBank genome assembly
GUCUUGACAAGUUUCGUACCUCUUCGAGAUUAAACCGGUCCAGGUUCUACAAAUUUCCUAAAGAACAAAACAUCGGUGGAGCUGACCUCGCCAUCUUAUUGGAUUGUGAAGAAAACACACUACAGAAGCGUCUUCUAAAGAGGCACUACGACGAACUUAGCGUCUUAGUUACUAUCCCCGGUGAUCGCGACCAACCACAUGUGCUUAACGAUCUCGUUACGGUUGUGGAGUAUUUUCUUGGAAAACAGGAUUCCCAAGGGGGCAACAAUAAUGCAUGUGCUACAGUCGUUCAGUCCAAUCUAACCGGACAUUAUGAGGAAAACGAUAAGCCACACCAACUCAAUGCAGACCAGUCUACCCAGAUUCCUGAACUUGGAAAUACCACAAUGGUAUACAUCACCGGAGCUCCAAAUAGUGGAAAAACAACAAUGGGCCGAAAACUGGCCGAAUAUUUCGACUACACUUAUUGCUCCUACGCAGACUUUCGGGACGGUCAGUUAUCUACAGGAAUGCUCAUCCAGAGUGGUCUUGCUGACUUGGUUCGACCUUCGAAUGGCUUGGUGCUUGAUGACUUCCCCGCGGCUGCAUUCGAAAGAUCUACAGCGCUUAAUGAGCAUCAUCCCACCACUAUUGUUCUUGAGUUCUGCAAGAACAAGUGUCAUUCUCACGAAUCAGGAUAUGGCGUCAGCACAGACCAAUUAGAGAGCAGCGGUAUACUUCGGCCGCCUGAACUGCCCUACCGAACCUCCCAUCCCAGUCAAGGCACCCGUCUUACAACCGUUCACAAAAUCGACGCUUCACAAGAAAUGGAUGCGGUCCUCAAAGAAAUACUAAGCAUCCUUGAAAGUUAUUCGUCCUUCCCCAACAGAGACAAACUGGAUUGA